AUGUUCCUUCCGCAAACCGUUUUUCCAUUCGCUUCAGAUCUGAAGGUUUUCCUGCGUGUCAAGAAUCAGUAUUCGAAUUGAGGGAAAAAGAAAGAGUUAGUUGAUGAAGCCAUGAGAUACGAAAUGGACAGUUUGACUCUCGUCAGCGAAGCGGCUCAGGCCGGUGUUCGCGUUCUGGUAGAACCCAACAUUGCCGAUAGAAUAAUCGAUUGGAAGCCUAUCAGCGGAAGGGUGGCCUAUGGGUACAACUUGGAGGGAGAAAAUGAGACCUUCCUGGAGGAAGUGCAGUGUGCUCUGUCCGAAGUGCCAAAUACAGAGUCCCUCAUACUGAUGGGCGAUUUUAAUGCGCAUGUCGGAGUAGACGCUGAAAAGUGGAACGGCGUGAUUGGGAGAAAAGGCCCUAGCGACCUCAACAAUAACGGCAUGAAGUUGUUGCGGUUUUGUGCAAACAACGGACUUUCCUUUAUGAGCACUUCCUUCGAGCAUUGA
Messenger RNA from Soboliphyme baturini, 489 nucleotides. NCBI's taxonomy places the organism in Eukaryota, Metazoa, Nematoda, Enoplea, Dioctophymatida, Soboliphymatidae. The record is from the annotation of a GenBank genome assembly.